AGUGAGCCUGCGCCUCGUUUCCUCAACUCUUUGUGGCUCCCACGCUGGUCCCAUCGCCUCUACCUGGGAACUCUCGAGACUUCCUUUCUCUUUCCUGCUAGGGUGGGUAGGGGGAGUGGCAGUUGCAGAGAUGCCUGUCUCUUUAAGAGAGAGAGAAGGAGAGGGCGAGAGGUGGGGAGAAAAAACGAAAUCAGGAAGUUUAGAGAGCGCAGCCCUGGCUCUGCUGAGCCAGGCAUGCUGCUGCUGCGGGCGGAGCCAGCCAGAAACCCUCGCAUUCAGCUCCCACAGGGCACAAGGCCAUUCCAACUGGUCCUUCUCGUGGGUCCCUGGGGCCCAUGGCUACGAGGAUGCUCUGGGCACUGCCCAUGAACGUGUGCAGGCUCUGAAAGUUUGAGUCGCUGUCCGGGUCCCACAAACCUGCAUCCCUUGCCACCGAGAUGGGCUCAGGUCCUGGACUUGGCCCGGACAGAAAGUAUAACACCCGCUUGCCUGGGAGACCCUCUGCCUGACUCCGCCCAGAGCAGGUGCCAGGCUUGGAUGCCAAAGCCCCAGAGUCCUCAGUGCCAGGAAGAGGUGAAGCAGAGAGGAGGUAGCAGGUGGCCAGACAGCCCAAGGCAGGAGAUGCAGAGCACAGCCAAUUACCUGUGGCACACAGAUGACCUGCUGGGGCAGGGGGCCACUGCCAGCGUGUACAAGGCCCGGAACAAGAAAUCUGGGGAACUGGUGGCCGUGAAGGUCUUCAACACUGUCAGCUACCUGCGGCCCCGAGAGGUGCAGGUGAGGGAGUUUGAGGUGCUGCGGAAGCUCAACCACCAGAACAUCGUCAAGCUCUUCGCUGUGGAGGAGACGGGGGCCAGCAGGCAGAAGGUGCUGGUGAUGGAGUACUGCUCCAGUGGGAGCCUGCUGAGCGUGCUGGAGAGCCCCGAGAAUGCCUUCGGGCUGCCAGAGGAGGAGUUCCUGGUGGUGCUGCGCUGCGUGGUGGCUGGCAUGAACCACCUGAGGGAGAAUGGCAUCGUCCACCGGGACAUCAAGCCGGGGAACAUCAUGCGCCUGGUCGGGGAGGAGGGCCAGAGCAUCUACAAGCUGACAGACUUCGGGGCUGCCCGCGAGCUGGAUGAUGAGGAGAAGUUCAUCUCCGUCUACGGGACGGAGGAGUACCUGCACCCCAACAUAUAUGAGCGGGCGGUGCUGCACAAGCCCCAGCAGAAGGCGUUCGGGGUGACUGUGGAUCUCUGGAGCAUCGGGGUGACCCUGUACCAUGCAGCCACUGGCAGCCUGCCCUUUGUCCCCUUCGGAGGGCCGCGGCGCAACAAGGAGAUCAUGUACCGGAUCACCACAGAGAAGCCAGCAGGGGCCAUCGCAGGUGCACAGAAGCGGGAAAACGGGCCCCUGGAGUGGAGUUACAGCCUCCCCGUCACCUGCCAGCUGUCCAUGGGCCUGCAGAGCCAGCUGGUACCCAUCCUGGCCAACAUCUUGGAGGUGGAAGAGGCCAAGUGCUGGGGCUUCGAUCAGUUCUUUGCAGAGACCAGUAACAUCCUGCAGCGGGUCGUAGUCCACGUCUUCUCCCUGUCCCAGUCCAUCCUGCACCACAUCUACAUCCACGCCCACAACACGAUCGCCAUCUUUCUGGAGGCCGUAUAUGAGCAGACCAAUGUGGCCCCCCAGCACCAAGAGUACCUGUUUGAGGGUCACCUCUGUGUCUUCGAGCCCAGCCUCUCAGCACAGCACAUCGGCCACACGACUGCCAGCAGCCCCCUGACCCUGUUCAGCAUGGCCAGUGACACCCCCAAGGGUCUGACCUUCAGGGACCCUGCUGUGGACAUCCCCAAGUUCGUCCCCAAAGUGGACCUGCAGGCAGAUUACAGCACUGCUAAGGGUGUGCUGGGCGCUGGUCACCAGGCACUGCGGCUGGCACGGGCUCUGCUGAAUGGGCAGAAGCUGAUGCUUCGGGGGCUGCACUGGGUCGUGGAGGUGCUCCAGGCCACGUGCAGGCAGACCCUGGAGGUCGCCAGGACCGGCCUCCUCUUCCUCAGCAGCAGCCUGGCCACCGAGAGGUCCAGCAGCACAGCCAGGACGCCUGAGGUGCCCGAGAUGUGGGAACUGAAGAGGGCCACAGAGCUGAGGUCUAAGCUGCAGACUCUGGCUACGGUCCUCUCCAGAUGUUCCCAAGAUGUUGCAGAGACCCAGGUGAGCCUGGGCCACCUGAGCUCAGAGCUGGCGAAGAACCGGGAUCAGGUACAUGAAGACAGAAGCACCCAGCAGAUCCAGAGUUGCCUGGACAAGAUGCACCUCAUCUACAAACAGUUCAAGAAAUCUAGAAUGAGGCCAGGGCUCAACUACAAUGAGGAACAGAUUCACAAGCUGGACAAGGUGAAUUUCAGUCAUUUAGCCAAGAGGCUCCUGCAGGUGUUCCAGGAGGAGUGUGUGCAGAAGUAUCAGGCAUCCCUGGUCACACACGGCAAGUGGAUGAGAGAGGUGCAGACAACCAGGAACCAACUGCGCCGGGCUGGCUGGUCUGUGGCCACCUGCAACACGGAAGCCCAGGGAGCCCAGGAGAACCUGAGCAAGAUCCUUGACCAGCUCCUUCAAGACAGGGCCCCCAGGGCUGAGACCUCACCACCACCCGCAACUCCCCCUCCCAGCGCUGCUCCGAAGGACCUGGCUAUGCACAUGCAGGAGCUCUACGAGGAGAUGAAGCUGCUGACUUUUGACCUCCAGGACAACAACCGCAUCAUUGAACGGCUGAGCAGAACCCCAUCCGCUCCUGAAGUCUGAACUCCCUGGGGUGCUUGAGCCCUCUAGAAGCUUCAGAUGCAUUGCAAGCUGCUCUCCUACCCUGUGGGACAAGCCCAGGGCAAGAUUGGUCCCCUCGUCAGCCUACUACCUCCAUCCUGGCACAGCCAGGAGAUGUCCCCAGCAUUACUGUCCACUUCCUGUGCCCCUGGCCAUCUCCAUCAGGACCAUAACAAACCCUGACAGCCGCCACUGGGUGGGCCUCGGUGCCUCAUCCUUAUCCCUUGGCCCAGAGGGCUGAGGUGGCUGGGCCUCCCUAGGAGCCCACAGAAGAGGCCAGGGCUGCCCCAGGCCACAGGUCUUCCUUCCUCUUCGAGUGUUUCACAGGGAACAGUCUCCUCCCACUCCGUGCUUCCUGAGGGUCACCACCCUCAGCUGCAGGUGACCGAGCCUCGCCGGCCUUCUGCUCAGGCUGAGAAGGUGGGUGGAGGCAGAUGCCAGCUCUCUGGGGACUCUUCCCUCUCCCUCUCUUUCUGAGGGGCCACGCAGUCCUGGGUGCUGCUGGGGGCAUCCACGGGUAACUGUGCCAACAAGCACUGCCCUGAGGGGCCAAGCCCAGAGAAAGCAGAGAACAGGCCUGCACCCACCCGGGUGGAAUAAAUGCCACUGCCAUGAC
Molecule: messenger RNA, 3409 nt
Organism: Chinchilla lanigera (long-tailed chinchilla)
Lineage: Eukaryota; Metazoa; Chordata; Mammalia; Rodentia; Chinchillidae
Gene: Ikbke
Product: inhibitor of kappa light polypeptide gene enhancer in B-cells, kinase epsilon
Exons: 23
Coding region: 538-2775 (745 amino acids)
Biological process (GO): peptidyl-serine phosphorylation
Cellular component (GO): cytoplasm
Molecular function (GO): protein serine/threonine kinase activity; ATP binding
Source: RefSeq, a predicted model, not a curated record